This is a messenger RNA of Dromaius novaehollandiae (emu), 2335 nucleotides long. Its product is annotated as ferritin light chain-like. Gene Ontology annotation, cellular component: cytoplasm. The transcript has 3 exons. Gene Ontology annotation, molecular function: ferrous iron binding; ferric iron binding. Bases 164 to 1030 code for a protein of 288 amino acids. Gene Ontology annotation, biological process: iron ion transport; intracellular iron ion homeostasis. Lineage: Eukaryota; Metazoa; Chordata; Aves; Casuariiformes; Dromaiidae. The record is from RefSeq and is a predicted model, not a curated record.
GUUUUUCAUCCCCCGACGCCCGUUAACGGCCGCUGCGCGCGCCGCCGCGGGGCACGCACGAAAUGGCGGCGGCCGCCGGCGCGCGCGGCCGCGGGGGGGCGGGGGCGGGGGCGGCCCGUCCCGCGGCCCGCGGCAAGGUGUGUCCGCAGGUGCCCGCCGCUAUAUGAGGCGCCGCCCGCAGCCGGGCUCCGCGGCUCCAGCGGCCGCCGCCAUGGCCGAGCCGCGCUCCAAGCGGCCCCGCGGGACGCUGCCCGCCUGCCCGGCGCACCGCCCGCUGCCCGGCAGCCGCGUGAGGCAGGGCUUCCCGCCCGCCGUGGAGGAAGGCCUCUGCGGCGUCACCGGCGCCCUGCUCGAGCUCUCCUACUGCCUCCAGGCGCUGGGUGAAUUUUUUGAUCAGUCGCAUGUGGCCCUACCAAAUAUUUCCAAGUUCUUUCUGCAUCAAGCUGUGGAGGAGAGAAAAGCUGCAGAAGCUUUGAUGAAGUAUCUGCAAGAAAGAGGCGGCCACUACUGUUCUAAAACCAUCCAGAAACCAAGCUGCGAGUAUGCAGUCAGUCUGGUGAAAGCCCUGGAAGUAGCAAUGCUCCAGUGGAAAACUAUGACACGGUAUUUUGAAGAGCUUUAUGCCCUGAGCCUUGAAAAUGCAGACCCUCACAGUGCAAGCACCAUUAAGAAACAAUUCAUUGAGCCCAAAAUCCGGAAGAUCAAGCUGAUGGGAGAUCUUCUGACCAAUGCGCGCAGGCUUGACUGUUCCCAGGAUGGCAGAAACAGUCUUGGGGAUUACUUCAUGGACCGGUUCCACAAAGAGCUAAGAACAGGCAUAGAGCCAGAGCCUAGUCAGCACGGUAGCCCCUGCCCACCUCUCCAGCAAUGCCCAGGAGCUGCAGAGGGUCUGAAGCGCCCCCAGAGAGAAUCCUCCCAGCACAGGAACGGCAUAGGGCCAAUAUAUGCAACCAUAUAUUGCACUGCUGCAGUGCCACAGUGCAACGAUGGGACAGGAGCAAAAGCGAAGCAGGGCAGGGAGGGACUGUAACCCUAUGGCUGUUACAGCUAUGGAGCAGCUCCUAAGGCAGAUCUUUAUGGAGGGUGGCCUUGAGACCAGCACUCAGGAGACAUGAUGGGUUACUCCUGUAUCGCUCUCCCUUCUUUACACCCUGUCCCUCAUCCUCUGAUGAGCCACAGCUCAAAGUCUAGCCCAUACAAUUGUUUAAAUCAUAGUGAAAUUACUAGUUACCCAGAUUGUUUGCAUCAGUCACAUUUUUCAUUUUUAUCUAUGCAAUUCUUACCAUAAAGGAAGCCUCAGUGUAGAAACCAAAAGCCCUUAAGCCUCUCUUCUGGCUUAAAUGACUGUUAGUUAAUGCCAGUUAUUUUUAACAGUGUAUAAAACUUUUUAUACAAAAAUACUUUAGUACAAGGUAACUUCUACAUGGGAGAAAAUCCAAAGAUUAAGUUUUAUAGUAAAUAUUUUAUAUUAGUAUGGUAACAUUAUGAAUUUUUAAAAGACUUCUUUUAAAACAAGAUGGAUUUCUUGUCUUCUUUUUAUCAUAGUAGCAACUUAAAUAAGUUAAUUCAUUUACCUAUAAACCAGCUAUUUUCUUGUAUACUCCUUUGCUAUGAAGGAUACUAACUUUUUCUCAACGUGGCAACAAGACAAAGUGCUGUUUUUCACUGCAGUUACUUGCCUUGUUGCCUUUUCUAAUCAUCAAAAAGAGGAUGAGAUAUAAAUUAGAGGUUCUCGUUAGAUGUGGUCUUCACAGGUUCUAUUUUACAUGUGUUCCCAGAGGCCCUAGCUCUAGGGCUUUGUCCAGAUGUAGCCUAGGACAGUUAUCUUAAUUACCACACAAAUCUGUGUUUCAGCUAGAUACAGUAUGGUAUUACUGUGGUACUACUGCCAGGUUUCUGUAUCCCCUGUCUUGGCCCCAGGUAGAUGAAUAACAUCCUAGUGGAAGUGUGGCACACUCGGCUAAAAUUGCAUUACAAGAAGUGGCCUCCUGUUAAUUUGCAUUUCAAUUAGGGGGGCAUUCACACUACUAAAGUUACAGCCUUUGCUUUAACCAGCUGGAUUAAAGUUGAGAGGAGUCUAAAUUCCUUCCAGUCAGCCCAUACAGGAGUGCCUCUCUCUCCCCCCUCUCUUUCUCUACUUUGAAUAACAAGGUCACCUAGGAAGAGCAACUGGCUAAAUCAGCUGCCUGGAACUAGGUUCUUAAGUCAGUAUAUACCACAGCUUUUAGGCAAUUGGGGUUUGCUCCAUUGAAAGAUUAACUCAAACUUUUAUGUAAUACUGUAAUCAAUAUUGUUAAAUUUGAAAAUAAAUUCAGUUCAACAUGAAUAUAAUGUA